Candoia aspera is the source of this 8055-nucleotide messenger RNA. It is a transcript of the gene PCGF3, whose product is annotated as polycomb group ring finger 3. The record is from RefSeq and is a predicted model, not a curated record. Lineage: Eukaryota; Metazoa; Chordata; Lepidosauria; Squamata; Candoiidae. The transcript has 10 exons. Gene Ontology annotation, cellular component: PRC1 complex. Gene Ontology annotation, biological process: regulation of transcription by RNA polymerase II. Bases 1022 to 1750 code for a protein of 242 amino acids.
GGAAUAAUUUUUCCCCCUUCCAACCUUCUUCUGGUUCUCGUUUUCUUUUUUUUUUUAAAUCCCCCCAGUCUCUUCGAGGGUCUAAGGGGAGCGGGCUCCCUCCCCCGUCAUCCACCCGCGUGGCCGGCGCCGUCCUCGCUGCUGCUGCUGCCGCUGCUUCUCCUCCUCCUCCUCCUCCUCUUCCUCCUCCUCCCCCAGCCAGGUCAGUGUCUUUCUCCUUUGGGCUGCCUCCCUGCUUUCCCCCCUUCCUGCCUUCCUCCUCCUCCUCCUCUCCUCCCGUCGGUCCAGACCUUCCACCGAGGCCCCACAGGGGCGGGUUCCCUCCCGCCGUUGGGCCAAAGGAGUUGGUGGGUGGUGGAGGUCUUUGCGAGGAGCCCCCCACCUCCUGGGUGGCGGCAGUGGGCGCCUGCCCCCUUCCUCGAGAGGAGGGACUGGUGGGGGGGGGGCCUUGGGCCAGACCCCCUUCCCUCUCGUGCCUCCUGCCUUUGAGCCUCGGGUGGGGGGAGAUUCUAAUUUGGGGAGGUGGAUUUCAAGGGCAUCUCUCUAACUUUCUGGGACUGCAGCAAAUACUUCCAGGGGUGGUGGUGGUGGUCAUUUCCCCGAUUCAGAGUUGGAGACUUUCUGCCUUUUCCUGCUGGGUCCUCCCCCAGUCAACCAUAGCUCUUCUAAUGUAUUUUUAAAAACCUGCCCCCCUCCCCCAGGACUUUUCUUCCCCUCUCUUCUCCGCCCUUCAGUUUUGAAGUAUGGGCUUCUUUCUCGCAGAAGCCAUGUGUCUGUCCCCCCUUCAUGCUCUAGGAAGAAACCUCACCCUGCACUGAAAAACUACACUUAAUUUUGUCUCCUUUCUCACCCCACCUUUCCGCCCCCAAAUUAUGCCAAGAAACAGUCUUGCUUGCUUGCAUAGUGACUAAUGGCUUGUUCACCAUCAGUUGCCGUACUUGCAUAGCAGUGCCCAUUACCACUCAACUGGUCUCUGGAUGGCAGACUCUGAAAAGAAAUGCUGUUUUAAGAGACACCAAAGAUGCUGACAAGAAAAAUUAAACUUUGGGACAUCAAUGCCCAUAUAACCUGCCGCCUUUGCAGUGGUUAUCUUAUUGAUGCUACCACUGUAACGGAAUGCUUGCAUACCUUUUGCAGGAGUUGCUUGGUAAAGUAUUUGGAGGAAAAUAAUACCUGCCCCACAUGCAGGAUUGUAAUACACCAGAGUCACCCUCUCCAGUAUAUUGGUCAUGACAGAACAAUGCAAGAUAUUGUUUACAAGCUUGUUCCAGGUCUUCAAGAAGCGGAAAUGAAAAAGCAGAGGGAAUUCUACCACAAAUUGGGCAUGGAAGUACCAGGUGACAUCAAAGGGGAGACGUGCUCAGCCAAGCAGCAUUUAGAUUCUCACCGUAAUGGGGAAACAAAAGCAGACGAGAGCACAAACAAAGAAACAUCAGAAGAGAAACAGGAAGAAGAUAAUGAUUAUCACAGAAGUGAUGAACAGGUAAGCAUCUGCUUGGAAUGCAACAGUAGCAAAUUGCGUGGACUGAAGAGAAAGUGGAUUCGCUGCUCAGCACAAGCUACAGUGUUGCAUCUAAAGAAGUUCAUUGCCAAAAAACUUAAUCUUUCUUCAUUUAAUGAGCUGGAUAUAUUAUGCAAUGAAGAAAUUCUGGGCAAGGACCAUACUCUCAAAUUUGUAGUUGUUACAAGAUGGAGAUUUAAGAAAGCACCUCUACUGCUACAUUACAGACCGAAAAUGGACUUGCUGUAAGAACUAUUUUGUCCUUCUGGAAGGCUUUUUGCAGAGACUAUCAUCAGGCACCUUCUUAGUGCAUCAUCACUUAAUUCACUCGUGACAUAGACCAGCAGAAUCCAUUCCUGGAAACAGUAGUACUUUCCCACCCCAUCAUCCUUAAUAUUUCUCUGAGAGAUGCAUUAACUCAACUUUCGGGACAGUAAAAAUAUUUAUACUAUUUUCUACAAAAAAAGGAAAGUGCAGUUUGGAAGGACACUACCAGCAUGAUGUUUACAGACAUUGAAAGCACUUCACAGUUCCCUCUGUGUAGCUCAGUUCUCGGUCAUCAUCUUGAAAGAUGCAAAAUAGGUUCAAAUGUUGGGAAAGAUAUAAUUUUCAAUUUGUUGUCACCAAGCAGCUCUUGGAUUGUUUUGCGACUUAACUUAAAAAUAGCCUUGUAUUUCUUUCUCUCUCUCUCUCUUUUUUUUUGGACCAGGUUUUCUGUCUCUUAAACCUCAUGGGCAUCUUGUUUAUCAGUAAGCCCUUCAUAGUAUUUAACACUGAAAAAAGAUCUAAUGGUUGGCAGUGACUUGACAUCAUGAUACAGUUCUAGAUUCUGUCCCUUUGUUCCUCUGCUGAUUCAUUUGAUGAAGGUAUUGGAAGAGUAUGAUUGCCAUUUUGUUUCAGUUGGAUCAGAUCACACCAAACUGCUGAGCAUUUGGGGAAAAAAAAAUCCUUUUUCUGUAAUAUGUGUGACUUACAUAGCUGGGGCUGAUAUUGGACUGGGGGAUUUCCUGUUCAGAAAAUGAAAUAAGCCUUUAGCAGCCUUAACUACUUGAACUCCAGUAUUGUUCUUUUGAAGAACACACAAUACUAAUGCUGCAGCAUGCAUUUUGUGACAAGCAUGAGUUCACUGACCUUCCUGCUGGUUUCUAGCUUCUGUAAGAAGACCAUUGUGUUUGCCUAAUUCUCUACUUGAACUAUCUUUAUACGUUCAGAUUUAGUUAGCACUAUGGUACUUUUGGGCCUUAAUCUGUAAAUCUUUAUUUAUUUUUAAAUCCAGCCCCCAAGGGAUUCAUUUCUCCCUCUAGACUAUGUAAGUGCACUUUCUCUAAGUAGAAGUGGGAACAGUGUGUGAAGGUAAAUGCUGCUUUCCCUUUAAUAUCCUAAGGGUUUUUUUUUUUUAAGGUUGCAUUCAGUGGUGGUACCUGCAAGUUUGGACCAUGCAAAAUAUAUGUUGUUCUUCAUCUGGAAAGGAUAUGUAAGACUCCUUCAUCUGGGGGAACCACGUCAUUGAUUUUAAAUAGUCCAAUAUGUCCAAGAAUGCAUGCGCAUACUCCUUGUUGCAUGUAUAUAGGCAUGUUUUCUGUGUCUCUCUUCCAUGUGCACAUACAUACGCAGAGGCACAUGUAUUCUUUGCAUGAACACAAGUCUGCCUUUCCUCCAUUGGGCACCAGUUUGGAUGGGAUAUGAAUAGAACAGGGAGGAAGCUGCUGAGAAGGAUUGGUGAGAGGGCAUGCUUCUUAAUUUCUCAUGACUUUUCUUUUUGGUGCAGAGGGCUGCCUUUACUCAGUCUUACUAGCUCUAUUGCUUAUAAUCCCAGUGCUGAUUGAACAGUUUCCUAGUCAGGAGCAGAGGAUAGCCCAAUGAAGGUGGCUUAUAUGAGGGCUGGGUUUCAGGGAGAUCAUUGGGAAGAUGGAGACUUGAGGCUUCUCCAUCCUUUGUGGAAGUCACUCCGACUUUGAGGCUUAUGUUCUAAUGGUAAAUAUACUGGACUCAUGGCAAUUUGCCAGUGUUUGCUGCUUGUCUCUCUGAAUAUUCUUGCUCUGCAGGUGUGGCUAACGGGAUGUUUCCUCUAUGGAGCAAGCCGCAGCAGAGUACAGCAGAGAUACGUGACUGGAGUGUGGGUGAGUGGACAAACCUAAAUAAGUACAGGGUUAUGACAGGAAACAAAUGCAAAUGGGCAAAUGCAAAAGUGAGGCAGGAAGGGGUUUUUUUGUUUUUCUGUGUGCUGUUGAGUGAUUUUUGACACCAGUUAUACAUCGGACAACAUAUAUUCAAUUAAGCUGUUAGAUCUCAUUUUCUGGAAUGAAUUGUUCUCACACCGCUGGAACCCCUUAUAAUUUCUAUUAGAAGCAGAUAAAUACAUUCCUUUCCUAAUGCUGAUGAUUUAAAAGAAAUCAGCUGAAGUGAAAAGGAUCACAUUUUUGUAAAAUAUCAACUGGCUUCUCCUCCUGUGGCAUCUCCUGUCAGCAGCACAUGGGUACGUUAGGAACUCAUCUCUCUGAAUUGACUUACAUAAACUUCCCUCUCUAAUUUUAUGAUGAUAAAUAUGAAUCGACGGAAAUCAAAGGAGUCAAAGAGAGGAACAAAGAAGAAAUGGGAGCAAGUUGGAUAAAUGUACAAGAUUUUAAUUAGCGAUGGAAGUGGCAAUGGAGGACAAAUGAAAAACACAGGGCAAUCUUUUGGUAGAGAGUGUUCUGCGCAUGUCUCGUUGCAAUGAGCUAGAGUUGAAAAAAGUACAUCACACACCUUAAAAGCAAUUCUCCACUCUCCAUAUGACAUGAACAUGAGUGCGCUGGCACCUCUUGUAACAUUUGCCCUCAUUUAAUAGGGUGUGUGGCAGGAGAUUUUCUACUAGUAAGUGCGCUUAAAAGGUAUAGUUCUUAAUUAUAUAGAAUUUGUAUAAUAAGCAAUUGCUUACUAAUGAUAAAUUAUUGCCAUUAUUCUGAAAAAUAUCUUCUGAGAUAUAAAUAAAAUUGUUAUUGAAUGGAAGAACACAGCUUUGUAGAAUGGGAGGGCUGUAUGAAAAAUGUGCCAGGCUGCCAUAAAUAGUACAGCCUUAAAAGUUCCCAUCCUCCCCUUUUACAAGCCACACGGUGCUAUCUGAAAACAUACUGGCUGACAGUGCUUAGUGAGCCUUAAAGUUAGCCACCCUGCUGAAUGCCCAUUUGAUUCAGUUAAAACAGGCUUUCUCAAACUUUGGCGCUCUAGACAUUGCCAGUGGGCUUGAUAUUUCAACACAUCUAGAGAAUACUAGGUUGGGGAGAACUGUGUUAAAUCUUCGGAGGGUAUAAUGACCUUGUGCAACUAUUAACUCUACCUCAGACUAGAUACACAGCUGAAUUGUUCCACCAAUGCCAUCUUAAAAUGCAGAAUAGAGCCCCCCUGCAUAAUUUAAACUGAGGGAUUAAAUAGUAUUAAGGUGCAAACUGCAACCCCACAACUCUUGACUGCAGCAGUUUACAGAACCUGCACUGCUAAGUUUCUACCGAGUUUUUGAAUCACUUGAAUUUGAUACGGUGCUAUAUUACUAUAUAUGUAAUCAGGUGCAUGAAACAAAAGCCAGCUGUCGACACCCAGGCUGGUUUUAUUACUCGUAAAUGAGUGUUUAUUUCUGUUUUCUAACAGCCUGACAACAACAACAGUGGCAGAAAAUACUUUUUUUUUUUAAAGAACAUUUUCUAAACAGUUUCUCAGAAUAUUUCUUCUCCUACGGAAACUGCCAUCCCUUGGGGAUUAUUUGUUUCAAAGACCUAACUGGCUUGUUUUAUCAGAAAAACUAUGGUUAAUACCAGGAGAACUGAUUCUUGUUAUAUCAGCUGUCUCUCUUCUGUGAAGCUUUUAAGGGGCAGGUUGCACAACGAUUUGGGUGGGGAAACAUUCUGUUGAACUUCUGGCUUUAAGUCUUCAUUUCUAGCGUAAGUGGCUUGGAAGUGCUCCGGCCACAUUAAGUUUGUCUAGAUUGAUUAAGUGAUAUAUAAAUUAACUGUGAAGUAAUUUCUGUUCUUUGUUUUAAUUAACUGCUUACCACUGGUAAACGAAUGCAGUCAAAUGGUCUUGUUGCAUUAUCCUUAGCAACAAAAAGACAGACAGAAUGAGGCAGGCUGAUGGUCUCGCUUGGUAUAAUUUUCUUUUUAAGAUAGAGAAAUCAGAAUAUAUAAUAUUGAAUUUUAAAUAAGAUGGGGGGGUUGAAAAGUUAACUUUAUAAAAUUAUUUAUUCUAUUUUAAGCCUUCUCUCUUACUUUUUACCAUCUAAGUAUUUUUUAUUAUUAUUUUUACUUUUUUGGUUUCAAUGGUCCAGCUUUAUUUAUGGGCAUAUAAAAUGAAAUUGUGAGAUGUUUUUUACAAGCUUCUUCCUUCCUUUUGUGAGGGGCCAAAUUAGAUUUUGCACUAAACAAGUGUCUCCUACCAAAAAUGGCACCUGUCUGCCUGUUUCCCACCUAUUGUAAGGUCUGGUGUGAUUUACUGAUGACGUGGAAUCUUUAUGUUCUGUAAUUCUUUCCCGUUACUUAGAGGGGGAAAGCUCAGAACUCUGUAAUUUAAGUCCUGGGCAAUUUUAAUGAGACGUUUUAAAGUAGCAAACAGAAGCAUAGAGCAGUGAUUGGCAUUAUGGUAGCCACCUUUAGUGUAAUUUUAGUUUGGCCCCAUUUAUUCUUAUUUUUUUUUUAAUGGUAUGUUUUUGUAUGGAUAAAGAGAGCAUUACUUUAUGCUUUUUGUGCAAUAGGUUUGAAACAUGCUUCUGUUAGGCAUACUUUUUAAAUGGUAAAUAUAGCAUCGACUAACUGCAGUUUGGAGAAAGGUAAUGUAGGUAGUUUUAAGUUUACAUUCAAAUGGGAUCUUCUUCCUUCCCUUUUCUUGGGAUUUUUAAGAGUGAUAUAUGGGAGUUGUUUCUGUGUGCAAGAACUACCUGUCAGCAAUAUUUUAACAGUGACCUGGCAAGAACUCUUCAAUGUGAAACGUGGAAGCUUGCAGCCUAUCAGAAAUGUUUCUUGUGUGCCAUUGGUAUGUCUGGUAUUUCUCAUAAUGAUACUGUUGAACCUGGAAAUAUUUAUUUCUUUGUGGUUGUGCAAUGCUCUAGACACAAUCUCUUAUGUUCUGGGAGAAAUACAGUGAUUUUAAAUAUCAGACUUCAAACUAUGAGGGUGCUAUUUUUUUCUUCAAUUGGAUUUGAGUUUUUGGAAAGUUUAUCUGGCUCCUAUAUUUUUCAUAACAAUUUAAUUAAUCUUUGGGAAAUUCACUGUCUUAUUCUUUUCCAGUGGGUGGCAGAUCUAUUAACAUUGUUAUUUGCAACUAUUUGCAACUGAGCUGUAAAUGCAAUAGGAGAAAGCCAACCAGUUUGUACAUCUACACUAUGACUGUUUGAUAACUUUAUAUUUUAACCAGUACAUAAGAAAUGCAUUUACUGCAGACCAAACUGUAUUUUACAGAAAAAUCCUGUUUCUGUAUUUCCUCAGGUAAUUGCUCUGGUGUUAAACACUUCAUGUGAUACCUUAACUUAGCAUAUAUUUGUCUGUGUGCUUUGAGAUUUAAAAUAUAAGAUGGCAAGGCACACAGGCAGACCAUUGCAUGUCAGAAUUGCAAGUGGAUAUCUUCACCUUGUAGUCAAAAUGUGCACAGAAAACACAGCAUUUUUCUUCAGAGGUGUACUGUUGGCUUGGAAGCACUCUUUCCUAUCUAAGUGGAACUUACGUGGCAUAAACAUGCUCCAAGAAUUUGUAUCUAACCCUAAAUUCUCCGAGAACUUGCAUAUCUAACCCUAAAAUGGCAAGAGGGUAAUGUACAGUGGAGUAAGGGUAUGUGUGCUGGACAGUUUUCCCCAUCUGCCACUUGCCCUGCAACCCAGCAAGCAGACAUUCAUAUCCAUGGCUGAAGGGAGAAGAGAGUUUAGCAAGGAAGACUGGGAGAGGAAGCGCCAAGUGCUUUCUCUCUUGGCUGCCCACCAUCCGUUUAUUACAAAACACUCUCAACAUACUGCCCUGCAGUUCUUUGGUAGACAUCUGGAAUCCCUUACCUAGAUCUAUUGCUGAAUGAGCAGCUUUGGCCAAGGGCAUGUGUCUAAAAUUGUUCUUAUGUCCAUAAACACCCAACUAAACAAACAUGUUGGUAGGUCACCAUCUCCCUUACACGUUGUGUGAUCAGGCACAUGUUCUUGCAUGAGGAGUCAACAAGAUGUGCUGUGCAUACCCAUUGUUUAAUAGGGUCCUCCAAAAUAGCUUACUUAAAAAACUCUGAUCAGUACAGCAACCAGGCAAUUUAGGGUUAUAGGACAAUAAGCCAGUGCAACCAUUUAAUCCUUUAUCCUUACUAUGUGGCAUAAUAAAGUGACUGAAAAUUCUUGCCGUAUUGGGGAAAAAAAAAAUCAUAGUUUUGGCUUGGUUUCAAUUGGACGUUUACAUUUUUUUUAUGCUUUGUGUUGCUGUGUAACUUUUGUACUAUUGGUGGCUAGUUUUUGUCUGAAUAAGCCUUUCUGGGAAUUAUUGCUUGUUUUGAUUUUAUGAUAGUGAAGCUUGUAUUCAGUGUUCUGCCAAUUAAUAUUAUAUGCUUGUAAUAAAAGCAAA